Messenger RNA from Trichoderma aggressivum f. europaeum, 1068 nucleotides. RefSeq lists its product as uncharacterized. The record is from RefSeq and is a predicted model, not a curated record. Gene Ontology annotation, biological process: tricarboxylic acid cycle; L-lysine biosynthetic process; isocitrate metabolic process. NCBI's taxonomy places the organism in Eukaryota, Fungi, Ascomycota, Sordariomycetes, Hypocreales, Hypocreaceae. The transcript has 2 exons. Bases 1 to 1068 code for a protein of 355 amino acids. Gene Ontology annotation, cellular component: mitochondrion. Gene Ontology annotation, molecular function: NAD binding; homoisocitrate dehydrogenase activity; magnesium ion binding.
AUGUCGAUUCGCACUCUCAGAAUCGGGCUCAUCCCCGGUGACGGCAUCGGCAAGGAAGUCAUCCCCGCCGGCCGCCGCAUCCUCGAAGCUCUCCCCGCCUCGCUCAAGCUCAAGUUCGACUUUGUCGACCUCAAGGCCGGCUUCGAGACCUUCGAACAAACCGGCUCUGCCCUCCCCGACGCCACCGUCCAUGUCCUGCGCAACGAGUGCCAGGGCGCGCUCUUCGGCGCCGUCAGCUCGCCCACCCACGCCGUCAAGGGCUACUCCUCGCCCAUCGUCGCCCUCCGAAAGCGCCUCGACCUCUACGCCAACGUCCGUCCCGUCAAGACCGUCCUGACCGCCGCCAAGCCCAUCGACAUGGUCAUUGUCCGCGAGAACACCGAGGAUCUCUACGUCAAGCAGGAGACCACCCGCGACACCCCCGACGGCAAGGUCGCCGAGGCCAUCAAGCGCAUCUCCGAAAAGGCCUCGUUCCGCAUCGCCGCCAUGGCCGGCGACAUUGCGCUGCGCCGCCAGAAGAUCCGCGAGAGCAGCCCCAGCAUCCACAGCAAGCCCCUCGUCACAAUCACCCACAAGUCCAACGUCCUGUCGCAGACCGACGGCCUCUUCCGCACCGCCUCCAAGAACGCCCUGUCCGACCCCAAGUACGCCUCCGUCUCCGUCGAGGAGCAGAUUGUCGACUCCAUGGUCUACAAGCUGUUCCGCCAGCCCGAAGCCUACGACGUCAUUGUUGCCCCCAACCUGUACGGCGAUAUCCUCUCCGACGGUGCUGCCGCUCUCGUCGGCAGUCUUGGUCUCGUCCCCAGCGCCAACGUUGGUGAGGGUUUCGCCAUUGGCGAGCCUUGCCACGGCAGUGCUCCCGAUAUCCAGGGCAAGAACAUUGCCAACCCCAUUGCCACCCUGCGAAGUGCUGCUCUGAUGCUCGAGUUCCUUGAGGAGCCCGAGGCUGCUGCCAAGAUUUACGCGGCUGUUGAUGCUAACCUGGAGGAGGGCAAGCUGCUGAGCCCUGACCUGGGCGGCAAGGCCACUACCGAUGAGGUUGUCGAGGAUAUCCUGAGACGCCUGUAA